GGGGUCCUGUGCCCGGCAUCUUAUCGUACGCCAAGGGGGAGGGGGCGAGGGUCCAGCUCGGAAGAUGAUCUCUCUAUGGGCUUAUUUCUGAUCCGCGCCAUUAACUUUCGAGUUGGCGGGAACACACUACAGGAUUUAGUGUAAAAAUAGGUUGUUUGUGUGCAUUUGCAUCCGCGGUGAGCCACCAUCAGUCAUCAAAGGCACACGGUACACAGGGACACAAGUCUUGUUCUAUCGUUCUAUGAAGAUUUCUUAACACCCAGUUGAUUACAAGAUCAUGCAAAGAGAAACGGUGAUAAUCAAUGUGAGAUGAUUUAACCUGGCUUGAAGUUUCCGUGAGUUUACCUGCAUGUUCUUCAGCGCACAUGGUCGGCUAUGCAUGACAACCCACAAUCUGUAGAUUUAUUGUGUCCUUAUUCUGCUGUAAACAAACUUGUAAUGAAAUCGUAGUGAUACAAAGAUGUCGAAGGGACGUUUAGACCACUCUAUAUCAGUGAACAUUCCACCAUUACCAAAGACAAAAGACCAGUUAAAGGAAAAGAACAGGAAGUUACGUAAGGAAUUGGAUGACCUCCGACGUAUUUACAAAGAUAAUGUAUACAAAGUGAUAGAGAACCUGAAGAGACAUUACAAUGAGACAAAACAUGACCUCACGCCCAGCUACGACAAACUGAAACAUCUCAUUAAGUAUGCGACCAGCGAGGAGGUUUUAGAGCAGUGCCGGGUCCCCGAUCACAAGCACUCCGUACAGAACAAGGGCAUUGAUCACUCUUUUAACCACAACUCCAGUGCCUGUGUAGAGCUACAUGUGAAAGAUGCUGUGGCUUCUCGAUAUGACCAUCGCAAAGGAGCUGCAGGAUUUCUUCAGUCAUGUAGAGAAUUUGCAGGGCACGGGGAGAGUCAGGCAGUUCAGCAGAGGAGGAGAGAGGUGACAGAUAUGCACAAAGCCGAGAUCGCGAUAGAAAAUGAAGAGCUGAAGCACCACAUACAAUGUUAUGACAGCAAGUUUUUACGGGCACACAACAGACUGAGCAAACUCAAACAAGAAUACGCAGAAUCCAAACAGUACCUGCCACCAAAACGGUACCGCCUGCUGAAGGAGAUGAUCGAGACAGUGGUAGAGGAUAGUAAAUUAAAACCUGACUGAUCCGCAAUCAAUGUUUUAGGGAGUGUUUUCUAUUGAGUCAAUUUCAGUUAUAGUCAAUUGAUGAAUGUGCAUGUGAUGAUAUUUUUAUUUGUGAUGAGGGAUCAUGUAUCAUUACAUUUUAUUUCAUUUGGUGUCAGUUUUAAACCAUUUGAUAUUAUUUUUGAAUUUUGAAAGUUUAUUGCAUGGUAAGUGAUUGUGAAAACGAUCUUUACUUUGAUAUAAGUUGGAGAUCUAAUCAGAUUAUCUGACAUUAAGCUUGGAGAGCUAUCAGAUUAUCUGACAUUAAGCUUGGAGAUCUAUCAGAUUAUCUGACAUUGGUACAUAUGAUAUUUCAUGGCUAACACAUGUGGAUUUAUCCAGAAAUAUUAAUUAAUCUGCUUGAACUCAUGUUGAAACAUUGCUACAGUAGUCUUUUAGAUGAAUGUCAGCAGUAUUCAUAAUCAGCUUCCAAGGGCGGGGUACACUCCACAUGUGUGCAUGUUGAGGCCCCUGGUUAAGGAUGUAUGCUACAUCAUCAUAAUGGCUGACUUCCUUUUAAAACAUGAAUGAAAAUAUAAAUAUCAGCAACAUUUGUAUAUUUCUUUGAAAUCUGAUUGCCUAGCUGGGUAGCUCAGUCGGUUAACAUAUCAACUUCUGAUCUGUAGAUCACGGUAUCAAGUCCAGCAAGGGUUUUAAAUUUUUGAGAGAUUACCUUCCCCAAAAACUGCAUUUUUGACUAAAUAAAGUAUUAAAGGAGUUUUCAAUUUCAAAAUAUUAUUGUACAUAUCCUCCACUUUUCAAUCUUGUCCGAUUUCUUUGGUGUGGCAUUUCUCCUUAAUCCAGGAUGUAACCUGAUGGCAUCAAAGCCCUCAAGAUAGACCCCUAACACGAGACUUAUCAUACAUGUUCAAUACUUUUGUAUAUUUUGCUACCACUUUAUUAAUGAAAAGUACAGCCCACUUUAGAGACACAGCCUUGAUUUGACAUUACAUGCAGGAGCAUUGAGGCAACUACCAUUAAAGUGACCAUUGGGAAUGAUGUUCCUCAGAAAAUGCAUCUCGUGCAGCUUUACCCAAUUAGUGUCCUUUAUCUACUAGGUUCAAUACCUUGGUGCUAUGAAUAAUAUGGGGAUUUUUUGAUGUUAUUAACUGAAAGAUAAUUCUGUAGUACAUGUAUACCUUUUCCGACAGGCCAUUGAUACUUUAAGGUUCAAAUUUAAGAAUACCUAGAAGUGAUGGAGGUGCAUAUCAACAAAAUAAGAUAAAUCUAUAACACUUACCUAGGCCGAUAUCCAUGGUCCAUAUAGCCCUAACUACUAACUGUAGUCCGUACGAAAUCAUGAUUUUCAUUUAAUUUGAUGUGCCCAUCAUUUUGUGUAAACUAGAAAAUAUUCUCUUUCAAGAAACCCUAAAUAUACAAAGAUUGAUAAACCUGAAAAUGGUGUGACAGUACUUUUGCACAGAGUAUGAAAUGUAUAGUACUCCACAAAAUACUAGAUUAUAAUUAUUCUGAAAUGUGUCCCCUCCAAGAUGUUAUUCACUUACAUUUACAAUAUACAAGAUCUAAUAAUUUAAGCUAUGCCUGAGUAAAAUCGCCGUAUUCAGAUGUAAAAUUUGGAUCACAAACCUAUCAUCCAAUGCAUCCUUUAAUCAUAGAAGUUUGAGUUUCAUAUCUGUAUUAGCAUGCUUCAACUUUAUAGAAGAUCAACACACACAUCUAGAUAGUGAUGUCAGACAGUAGCUGAACAUGCUUACCAUCCUUAACAGAAGAAAAUACCACACAGGACACAAACAUGACAGUUGAUGUGAUAUUGUACUACGUGUACAAUGACAUGUGUCUGUUCAAUGAUUUAAUUAUUUUCAAGCAUUUUCCCCAAAUCUUUAAUAUUGAAAAUCCAAUAGUGAUUGCGACCUCAUACAGUUGGGGUAUUGAUGUCUAUCUUGAAUUCGGCCUUCAGCCCUUGGAUAAACUGGUAGUCACCUCCACUUCCCUGCUUACUAAUUAAGUUGUAAAAGUCUAUUGCAUAAUGCACUUAAAUCUGUAAAAUUGUUUCUUUAAUAAUAAUAAUGUUUUAUUUUAUAAUUUUAUAGAUGCAAGAUUUUAUGUCAUACUGUCAUUUAAUUUAUUUUUUAUUGUUGCAUUCCUCACCGCUACCCUUGUAAAGCGCCUUAGAGUAAUUUGUUUUAUACAAGGCGCUAUGUAGAUUUUAUUUAUUAUUAUUAUUAAACCACAUGCAUGUCUGUACUGUACAAUUGAGAGGGAGAAAUGAAAUAUUUUGCAUAUCAAUUAGAACAUAUUUAAUUGAACUUAAAAUAAACAAUUGUGAUAUCAAUUUAGUUUAUACUUAAACUUUAAAGUACAUGUACCAGUCAUGAGUUUAUAUUUUAUACGCAUCUUUUUUAUUUUUAUUUUAUGUCUGGUUUAAUACAUACUUUUAGGCCCCAUCCAAAAUUUAGUAAACCUUGUGCCAUGAGCCUGUUAAUUUUUGUGAUGUAUGCUUAGCAGAGUUGAAAAGUACAGCUCUUAAAUUUUUGAAGGCUAUAUUUCAAGGGGGAUUCAAUUUUCUGUUUCCUGAUUACACAAAAAUUUGGAGUAAAUAUGACUAUGAUAUUUGAGAAAUCAAAAAAUUAAAAUCACAAUGUGGUUUCUAAACUGUAUUUUUAACAUGAGCUUUUCUAAUGAACUGAGAAUAACCAUAUCCAAUAGGGAAAAGGGCAUAAGUACAUGUAUUGUAUUGCGUAUUUUGUAACUACUCUUGAGUAUUUCAUAAAUACCAUUUGAAAAGAGUUAAAGAUAUUAAUAUGAGAAAACAUGAAUGUAAUGGAAACUUUGACAGUCGGUUACCAAAGAGUUGCAGGUAUGAAGAGAUGAUUUUAAAGCUUCAAAAGAUGACCUUGCCAUAGUGCAACACCCCCUCCUUCUGAGUUUAAAAUACACAGUGCAAAAUUUUGCAACUCAGCUCAUUGCAAAUUUUAAUGCCAAUCAUUUGUUAAUUUUGCUACAGCUGUUGGAAUAAAACUGCAAAAACAA
Messenger RNA from Ostrea edulis (European flat oyster), 4156 nucleotides. RefSeq lists its product as uncharacterized. The transcript has 5 exons. Lineage: Eukaryota; Metazoa; Mollusca; Bivalvia; Ostreida; Ostreidae. The coding region runs from base 461 to 1147 and encodes 228 amino acids. The record is from RefSeq and is a predicted model, not a curated record.